AUGCUGACAGCGACACCCGCGAGUCAUACAAGGACCACCAACACCAUCGAGAUCGAUGGCCCGCAACUGGAGCAUGGGUCGAAAGCCAAGGCUGCAGAUGUGAUCUCGCUGACGGACCAGACGAACCUCCUUCCCUUGAAGAAAGUUAUUGCGGUCUUCUGUGGUCUCUCCUUGUGUAUCCUUGUAUCGACUCUGGACUCAACGAUCGUAGCCACCGCUCUACCCACCAUCUCGGAUGCAUUCAACGCUGGUUCCGUCGUGUCCUGGGUACCCUCGGCCUACCUGCUCACGUCGACUGCCUUCCAGCCGCUCUAUGGCCGGUUCAGCGACAUCUUCGGUCGAAAGGCUAGUCUAUGCCUGGCCAUGCUACUCUUCAUGCUUGGCAGCAUUCUCGCAGGCUUCUCGCGUUCCAUAGUGCAACUCAUCAUAUUCCGCGGAAUCGCCGGCGCAGGUGGCGGCGCCAUCGUGAGCGUUGGUCAAAUCGUCAUCUCCGAUGUGGUGACCCUACGUGACCGAGGCAAAUAUCAAGGUAUCAUUGGUGUCGUGGUCGCCUUUGGCUUUGCCAUCGGCCCGCUUAUUGGCGGUGCGCUGGCCCAGAAGGUCAACUGGAGGUGGUGCUUCUGGGUUACGCCCCCUAUAUCGUUUGUGGCGAUGUGCGCCGUGCUGCUGGUGCUGCCUCUCAAGCCCGUGGAAGGCAACCUCAGGAGGAAGCUCAUGGUAGUCGAUUACCUAGGAGCAGGGCUCACCCUUGCGGGUUGUACGCUGCUGCUCUUACCGCUUAUCUGGGGCGGCGUCACAUUCCCGUGGACAUCUGCGGUGGUCCUCGCCCCUCUGUUCUCAAGCUUCCUGGUCGUGUCUCUCUUUUGCUUCUGGGAAUGGAAAGGGGCUCGCCUGCCGAUCGUUCCAAUGUACAUAUUCAAGCAUGUGACCGUCACCGGAGUCUACAUAACGAUGUUUGUCAACGGGAUGAUCUUCUACUCCGCACUGUUCUAUCUGCCGCAAUUCUUUCAAGUCGCCCUAGGAUACUCCCCCAUCCGAUCCGGUGUGUUUCUCUUCCCUGUGCUCGUCAGCCAGACGACUGCAAGUUUCAUCGCGGGACAACUCGUCAGUAGGACCGGACGUUACAGAACCAUCAUCCAUACGGGAUUCUCGGUUUGGGCUAUCGGAUGUGGAUGCCUUUCCACGAUAGAUAGCACGACCCCGAAAGGGCUGCUAAUAUUCUUCAUGCUACUCUCGGGUCUCGGAGCUGGGCAGACGUUGCAAACGACAACUGUGGCGGCCCAAGCCAGCGUGUCACGUAAGGACAUGUCCGUCGUGACCGCAGUGCGAAACUUUGCGCGACUCCUCGGAGGCACACUCUCCCUCGCUCUUGGAGCUACCAUUAUCAACAACUCUCUCCGAACCUCGAUGAACAACCUCGGUCUUUCCGAAUCUGCCAUCAAGGCAAUCAUCGACGACCCCACCGUCCUCGGCGACCGCCUCUCCUCCGCUUCUUCCAGUAAGCUCACCUCGCUCGGCAUCUCCGACGGGAUGGCCAUCACCAUCCUCGAUGGCUACACGCGCGGCUUCCGCACGCUCUUCAUCAUGAACGCAUGCCUCGCAGCGACAGCGACACUUGCGAGUAUAUUCAUGAUCCGGCACAAGGAACUUACGAGGGGGGACGAGGUCCGUUUGCAGGCGGAGGCGCGUGCCGACGAGAAGGCGGCCGAGAAGAUGGAUGUAGUGCCAGUGGGGCAGGGGCAGGACGUCGAGAUGGGUGUGUUGUGCUCAAAUGAUACGGAUAGAAAGGAGCCUGUGAACAGAGCGUAG
Molecule: messenger RNA, 1809 nt
Organism: Rhodofomes roseus
Lineage: Eukaryota; Fungi; Basidiomycota; Agaricomycetes; Polyporales; Fomitopsidaceae
Product: major facilitator superfamily domain-containing protein
Exons: 13
Coding region: 1-1809 (602 amino acids)
Biological process (GO): transmembrane transport
Molecular function (GO): transmembrane transporter activity
Source: RefSeq, a predicted model, not a curated record